This is a messenger RNA of Candoia aspera, 451 nucleotides long. Its product is annotated as caspase recruitment domain-containing protein 9-like. The coding region runs from base 44 to 436 and encodes 130 amino acids. NCBI's taxonomy places the organism in Eukaryota, Metazoa, Chordata, Lepidosauria, Squamata, Candoiidae. The transcript is spliced from 3 exons. The record is from RefSeq and is a predicted model, not a curated record.
CCGGCUCGAUCUGACUGGCUGGUCUAAGCCACCGGUGGGCUUCAUGGUUGACUCUUGGGGGAUUAUCCUUGCCUCCGCCCUGAUUGUCUUGCUCCAGGCUCUCCUGACCCAGGAGGGGUACCAGAAGCAAUAUUCCCAAAGCCUGAGGGAUAAGGACAGCUACCGGAAGCAGAUCCGGGACCUCGGGGAGCGUUGUGACGAACUGCAGCUUCAGCUCUUCCAGAAGGAGGGACAGCUGCUGAGUGCCGAAGCGAAGCUGAAAAGGCUGUGCGUCGAUCCUUCCGCCCUGACUUCCGAUCUUGAGGAAAACUCAUCCCGGAGCUCUCAAGAGCUGGCUCCCCAUGGAAACCCAGAUGAAGACGGGAAAGGUGCCAAAGCAAGUAUGUUCAUCUGCCGCAAGGGAUCUUUUCUUUCUUGUUUAGAGGGGCAGGAGUGAUGUUUUGAGUUAGGC